AUGCUGCAGGGUGGAUUCUUCAAGGUCCCGACGCAGCUUCUGGAACUCAGCCUCACGCUUCUUGUUCAUCUCAAUCUGAGCGGCUGUUGCUCCUCCAGCUUCCUCAAGUCUUUCACUGAUCUCCUCAAGUUCCCUGGAGAGUUCCUUGAUCUUCUUCUGAAGCUGAGCACCAAGAGACUGUUCAUCCUCAAUCUUGCUGAGAACAUCUCGGCUCUUGGCCCUGAGCUUGUUGACCUGGGACUCAGCGAUGUCAGCACGUUCCUGAGCCUCCUCCAUCUCAUGCUGCACCUUCCUGAGCCUGGACAUUUUCUGGAGCUGCUUCUUGCCACCCUUCAUGGCGAGGUUCUCAGCCUCAUCCAGACGAUGCUGGAGGUCCUUGACUGUGACCUCCAGGUUCUUCUUCAUCCUCUCCAGCAUCACCUCACCCUGAACCUGGACAUGGUCAGCCUCCAGCUUCUUCUUGGUGCUCAGAAGGCU
Molecule: messenger RNA, 477 nt
Organism: Menidia menidia (Atlantic silverside)
Lineage: Eukaryota; Metazoa; Chordata; Actinopteri; Atheriniformes; Atherinopsidae
Source: the annotation of a GenBank genome assembly